GAGUUCUCUGAGUUUAUCUGGAGGAUCUGACGCUUUUAUAAGACCCCAAAAAAAUUAUCCAAAAGAUUAUGUUGAGCUCGCAGUCUCUCCGGCGCAGCGGCGUCUUCUUCGGAUCUUUAAAAGUUCUGCAGAGACGGUGGACCCCGCAUGCAGGACCCUCUGCAGCGAGUCGUGGCAUUCAUGUGGACUCUCCACCCAUCAUCCCGUCUCUCACGACCAGCUACGCCCACGGCACGUCUAACAUAUCUCUGCGCCACACUACAGUCGGAGAGACCCUGCUAAAGACUGUUGAGCGCUGGCCGGACCGAGAGGCUGUGAUCUUUGUACAAGACGGAGUCCGCAAGACCUUUGCACAGCUUCAGCAGGAUGUGGAUCAGGUUGCAGCAGGGCUGCUGGCAAUUGGGCUGCAGAAAGGAGACCGUCUUGGGAUGUGGGCACCCAACAUUUAUGAAUGGAUCCUAAUCCAGUAUGCAACAGCCAGAGCUGGUAUUAUAUUGGUGACUGUGAACCCAGCGUACCAGGUGCAGGAGGCGGAGUACGUUUUGCGGGCGUCUGGGUGUAAAGCCGUCGUGUGCCCGACGCAGUUCAAGACUCAGAACUACAGUGACAUGCUGAGAGAGUUAUGUCCGGGUAUCGAGUCGUCCACCCCGGGGGACAUCAGGAGUGCCAGACUCCCCGACCUCCGCUCCGUGAUCAUAUUGGACAGUCGACAACCAGGAACGUUCCACUUUGAGGACGUGAUGCAGGCCGGCAGCAGCAGCUUCGUGCAGCAGCUCCAGGACCUGCAGAAGAAGCUCUUCUCGGACGACCCCAUAAACAUCCAGUUCACUUCGGGAACAACUGGGGUGCCCAAGGGUGCCACCUUGUCUCAUCACAACAUCGUAAACAACUCCUACUUUGUGGGGAAGAGAAUGGGAUACACCUGGAACCCCUUCAAUCGCAUCUGUGUCCCUUUGCCGCUGUUCCACUGCUUCGCCUCCGUGGGGGGGUCGCUGUGCAUGGCCGUGCACGGCGUGACCGUGGUCUUUCCCUCUGCCGGGUACGACGGAAAGGCCAACUUGGUGGCUAUGGAGAGCGAAAGGUGCACCUUCAUCUACGGCACCCCCACCAUGUUUAUCGAUUUGAUCAACCAGCCGGACUUUGUUAAAUAUGACUUGUCGUCAGUCAAGGGAGGCAUCAUCGGUGGCUCCCCGUGUCCUCCAGAAAUCGUGAAGAAGAUCAUUUCUGAGAUGGGCGUCAAGGAAAUAACUAUUGUGUACGGCACCACGGAGAACAGCCCUGUGACCUUCUGCCCGGCGCCCACCGACAACAUGGAGAGGAAGUCCGAGACCGUCGGCUACAUCAUGGAACACACAGAGGCUAAAAUCGUGGACAAUAACACGGGUCAGGUGGUUCCAUUGGGGACGACGGGGGAGCUCCAGAUCCGCGGCUACUGCGUGAUGUUGGGUUACUGGGGCGACGAGGCCAAAACACGAGAGGCCAUCACCAAGACCGGCUGGUACAAAACCGGAGACCUCGCCACCAUGGACACGUUCAGCUACUGCCGGAUUGUUGGUCGCAUUAAGGACAUGAUCAUCAGGGGGGGAGAGAACAUUUACCCGGCGGAGAUCGAACAGUUCCUGCAAACGCACGUCAAGGUCAAGGAGGUGCAGGUGGUCGGCGUCCAGGACGACCGAUUGGGCGAAGAGGUGUGUGCCUGCAUCCGGCUGAAAGACGGCGAGAAAUGCACCGUAGAGGAGAUGAAAGCUUUCUGCAAAAAUAAAAUCGCGCACUUUAAGAUCCCUCGCUACUUCCUGUUUGUGACCAGUUACCCGUUGACUGCCAGUGGAAAGAUCCAGAAGCAUAUACUAACCGAGGAGGCGGAGAAGCAGCUCGGACUCAGAACCAAGAGAACCCAAAAACUAAAUCACGGAACAUAAAGCCGGCCGGCAGAAAUGAUGUCUGGCUGUAAAUCAUUGUUUUACUUAUAAAGGUAUACCUCCAAACCAACACCACCAGAGAGUGUGUGUGACAGUGUGUGUUUGUUUAAAAAAAUAAAAAACAGUACUCGAAUAUGUGAAAGUUAGAGCUUUUUGUUUGUUUUUUAAUCAACUAUAUAUGUGUGUAAGAUUGAGAUGAUCACAUUGUUGGUGUAAUAAUAUUGACUGUGAAGUUGUUGUCCAAAUUGAAUCUCGGUUCUUUUUAUCCUGUGAAAAGCAGCAACAGUAUACAUAAAAAAAACCCUCCUUAUCCAGGAUGAAUGAGUGUAUUUUUAUAUCUCUCACCUCGGAUUCCAAUGCAUACAAAAUAAUAAUAAACUUUUAAACAAUG
Molecule: messenger RNA, 2310 nt
Organism: Pseudoliparis swirei
Lineage: Eukaryota; Metazoa; Chordata; Actinopteri; Perciformes; Liparidae
Gene: acsf2
Product: acyl-CoA synthetase family member 2
Exons: 16
Coding region: 69-1919 (616 amino acids)
Biological process (GO): fatty acid metabolic process
Molecular function (GO): medium-chain fatty acid-CoA ligase activity
Source: RefSeq, a predicted model, not a curated record